UUUUGUUUGCUUUUAUAAUUUUGUAAAAACAUGGACACAAUCACUAAACUGACUAAAUUUCUUCCAAGUUUCGAGGAGAUACAAGAUAUAUUAAAUGACAAUCCUACCGCCAAAUACAUGUUAAAGAAAACCUUGGAGUCUCUGGCCGCCUAUAACAACAAAAACAAUAAACAUAUAAAUACGAGCGAAUUGGAAGAAUGCUCAUUUUUGGUUCAGGCUUUAGUUGACAAAACAUGGGAAGAAAUACACACCGGAAAUUUCAGUUUAGUGCCUAUAAACGUUAGAAAAACAUACGCUCUGGCCUGUUAUUGUAGAAUUGUAUUUCUUCUCAUAGAGUCCAUGGAAAAACCGCAGCUUGAAAAAUGUAGUGAAAUGCUGGAUGAGGCUAUGCUUUUAGGCUAUACACCGAAUAUAUUUGAGAAUUGUCGAACAUUUACGGAUACAUUGAUGGAAAUGUUUGACAGUGAGCUGGAUCCAACGUUAGAAUUAAAACUGCCUAUACUGGAGCGAAUGCCGAGAAUUGCGGCAAAAUGCGAUAUCUUGCAGCUGGAUAGCCCCUCGGUGCAAGAGUUCAAUGAGAAAUGCUUCACAGCCCAGAUGCCAGCCCUUUUACUUAACACCAUUAAUCAUUGGCCAGCUUUGGACAAAUGGCUUAAUUUGAAUUAUAUAUUAAAAUUAGCUGGAAAUCGUACUGUACCCAUAGAAAUUGGUUCAAAUUAUGCUACUGAUGAGUGGUCACAACAGCUAAUGAAAAUCAAGGAUUUUCUAAAACGUCAAUUUCCCUUAGAAGAUGUUGAUCCAAAGGAUGUUGAAUACUUAGCUCAGCAUGAACUAUUUGAACAAAUACCUCAGCUCAAAAUCGACUUUACCACACCUGAUUAUUGUUCAUUGGGUGAACACAUAGAAAAUGUCGACAUUAAGGCCUGGUUGGGGCCUAAAGGAACAGUAAGCCCCAUGCACUAUGACCCAAAACAUAAUAUUUUGUGCCAAGUUUUUGGUUCCAAACGUAUCAUUUUGGCCUCGCCCCAAGACACUGAAUAUUUAUAUCCCCAUGAAAGUGAAUUUUUAUCCAACACAUCUCAGAUAAAUGCAGCUGCUUUGAAUAUGGAUGAGUAUCCUCUUUUAUCUAGGGCGAAAUUUUAUCAUUUAAAAUUGCAACCUGGCGAUUGUUUGUACUUGCCACCGAAAUGGUGGCAUUAUGUCGAAUCCGAAAGUCCAAGUUUUUCUGUAAGUUUUUGGUGGGAGUAAAAUGUAACAGAAAAUUUAGUAUCUAGAUAUUAAGGUCUUAUGAAUAUAUUAAUUAAGCAUAAUCACCUUUCUCUAUUCACCCUAGAAUACGAAUGUGAAGUCUAAUAUUGUACUCAAUAAUAACAAAUUUCGGUUGGGCCAAACUUUGGAAACCCAAAAAUAUAUAAGUCAAGUAAAACAAGUAA
Stomoxys calcitrans (stable fly) is the source of this 1433-nucleotide messenger RNA. RefSeq names its product bifunctional peptidase and arginyl-hydroxylase JMJD5 (gene JMJD5). Gene Ontology annotation, molecular function: histone H3K36 demethylase activity. Gene Ontology annotation, cellular component: nucleus. The record is from RefSeq and is a predicted model, not a curated record. The transcript is spliced from 3 exons. NCBI's taxonomy places the organism in Eukaryota, Metazoa, Arthropoda, Insecta, Diptera, Muscidae. Bases 31 to 1248 code for a protein of 405 amino acids.